Messenger RNA from Diatraea saccharalis (sugarcane borer), 1475 nucleotides. The record is from the annotation of a GenBank genome assembly. Lineage: Eukaryota; Metazoa; Arthropoda; Insecta; Lepidoptera; Crambidae.
UUUUUAGAAAAAAAUUCGGUAUAUUGAUAUAUCGAUAGUUUUUGCCCAAUCCUAAUUUGACGUAAUCUAAAAAGGUCAAGAUAAAGAGUACAGUAAUAAGAUAAGUUAAUACCAUUUUUCAUGUUUUUCGUGUCUUUGAUGUGAAUAACGUGAUCAUCGUAAUCAACAAAAUGCAACCAGAACUUCAUACACAUUCUGAUUUGUACUCAAAGUCGUUUCCGAACUUUAAUCGUCCAAAAGUAAUAGGUUAUAUUGGUUUGGAAAAUUUAAUGUAUGCUAGAAAUAUAGGCAAUAAAAAUGUACAUUUUGAUCUCAAUCUGCAUCUGGACAAAGCAAAACGUAAGCCGACUAAUUUAGAUGUAAAACUAAAUGAUUUACUACAAUUCCUAUUAGAACAUGAAAGAAGAUUAAAUUUUUCAUUAGAACGGAAUUUGAGUAACGCAAGAAUUUUUUGCUAUAGGGGACUAAUGACAUGUGUGGCAUGCACUCCGUAUGAAAAUAAAGAUCCUUGGAAAAUUGCUGUCAUAUUAUUUAAAGGCAAUAUAUUUUUAUGCGCACGAGACACUGAAGAAAAGAUAUAUCAGAAAUGUCAUAUGACAGAACAAGAUAAGAAAUUUACGUCAUGGGGUUAUAAAUUUGAACAGUAUAUGUUGUCUGAGAGCCCAGAUGCAGAACCCGUUCCUGAUGUACCAGUGGAUGAAACAAAAGAGUUUUCUCUAGUUUUUACCACCAAUUUGAAUCAGCACACUAUAGUAUAUGGUGCUGAAAUGGAUGGGAUUCGUUGUGAUAAGGCUCCUGUAACAACAGUCCCAACUGGUGAAAACCCAGAUAGAAUAGUUCAAUAUUUGUCUGAUAAAGAGUUUGUGGAACUAAAAACAAAUAGACAUAUUCAGUUUGCAAAGCAAGAAACUAAUUUCAGGAGAUUUAAAACAAAGAAGUGGUGGUGUCAAUCUUUUCUCGCUGAUAUAGACACUAUUGUAUGUGGAUUCAGAGAUGAUAAUGGAAUUGUUGAGGAAUUGAAAGUGUACCCAAUUAGAGAGCUUGCUAAAAUAUCAGAGAGAUUUUGGAAACCUAACGUUUGUUUUAAUUUUUUGGAUACAUUUUUCACAUAUGUGAAAAGAUGUUUAGCUCGAAAAAUAAAACACAAAUAUGGAGAAAAUGCAUUAAAGAAUGUUCAUUCUUUACCAAUGACUUCAUUACUUUUGGAAUGGAGGCCUGGUAUGCCUGUACAAGUUUCAGAGUGUUAUGACCAUGAAAGCGACCCCAUAUUAUUCAAAGACUUUCUAGAAAAUUAUGGCAAAUCAUAUGAGAUACCUUCUUGAAUGUUUGAAUCAAAACAAAAUAUCAGAAAGGUUUCAUCACGGUUUUGCAGUACUUAUGUAUGAAGAUAGGUCGACGAUCUCAAUGAAGUGAAGUGAUUAGUACAUUCAGUCUGCACUGUGGAGUUUAAGCAAAUAUUGUGACAUGGGAUAGAU